ACAAUAAAUCCGAGGCGAUCGUUCUCCGCUUGAUCGAUCACGAUGAGUGAUUUUUCUCAAUUAACCUGUCGGAUGCGUGCAGAUCGUUGGUGCCGUGCGCACCGAUGCGCUUAAAUACAUUGAACGAAACAGUGGUGACGAUUAAAGUGCUCCUGUUUCGCAAAAGGGAUCACUAUGUGGAAGACAAUACUGCUAUGCGCGUUCUUGGGGCUGGCGGCCGCCGAGAAGGCUACCUUCUACAAUUACAAGGUCUUCAGGCUCGUGCCGAUCACGGAGGAGCAUCUGGAAGUAUUGCGCCACCUUGAAGAGUCCGUCGAUGUGUUCUCCUUCUGGAGAUCGCCGAGCUACGUGAAUGCACCCGCGGACCUGAUGGUAGCUCCGCACAAACUACCUGAAUUCUACGAGAUGAUGAAGAAUUUCGAUAUACCCUAUAACGUCCACAUCGAGAACGUACAGGAGCUAAUCGACAGGACAACGUCGACUCAAAGCCGAACGCUUUCCUUCGACUUCACCAGCUAUCACACUCUCGACGAAAUCUAUGAGAACUUGGACGACUUGGCCAAGCAGUAUCCCAACAAAGUGCAGACCAUCAUAGGUGGCAAAACAUACGAGGGUAGGCAAAUCAAGGGCGUGAAAGUGUCCUUCAAGCCGAAUAAUACCGCCGUGUUCAUCGAGGGUGGCAUUCACGCCAGAGAGUGGAUCUCGCCGGCCACUGUCAUGUAUAUACUGCACCAAUUGCUGACCAGCAAAGACGUGGACGUCAGAAACAUAGCCGAGAGCUACGACUGGUACAUCUUCCCCUCGUUCAACCCGGACGGAUAUGUGUACACGCACACGACGAAUCGAAUAUGGAGAAAGACCCGUAAGCCGUACGGCUUAUUUUGUUACGGCGCUGAUCCAAACAGGAACUGGGACUACAAGUGGAUGAAGGGAGGCGCCAGUGACCUUCCUUGUAUGGAGACAUACGCUGGAAACAAGCCGUUCUCCGAGGUGGAGACAAAGAGCAUGUCCGAGUUUAUCAAACCCAUUGCAGAAGCAAAAAAAAUAGCCGUUUAUCUUUCGUUCCACAGCUUCUCACAGCUACUAAUGUUCCCUUACGGUCACACUAAGGACCAUUUAGAAAACUAUAAAGAACAGUACAAUGUCGCCAUGAAGGCAACGGAAGCCCUCACAAAGAGAUAUGGGACUAAAUACAGAGUUGGAAAUAUUGCCGAAACGAUUUACGUAGCCACCGGAAGUACUAUAGAUUAUAUGAAGGGUAUUCACAAGGUGCGUUAUUCAUACACCUACGAAUUACGCGACCAAGGUAAACAUGGCUUCCUGCUACCUCCUGAGCAAAUUAUUCCGACUGGGGAGGAGACCAUGGACUCCGUCGUAGCCAUGAUGAAGGAGGUGAUAGCGUGCCGUUUUGUCAACGAAGUUUAAGCCCCGCGAUUAGUGAAUAAUACCACCAGGUAGCACGUUGCAUGAGAAAGUGGCACCUUUAAAAAAUGUGUGAUUUUUAAUUACUACAGCUUGUCUACAACUUAAGAAGGUUAUACUUUGCAUUGGAGAAACGACACGCUUGUAUUUUCAACAAUUACGACUGGAUAAUGAGAAAAAUUAGGGGACAAAGUAUCGUGCCAAUCCGCAAUCAUUAAUUUAUAAUUGACUUUAUUCAGUUGUCAUUAUUUGUUUGAUUGUUCUGCAACGAAGUAUAUUUCUCGAGUUGUAUCGUUUAUCCAUGUGACGUGUGACGUAUUCUCUUUUUUGAUAAAA
Molecule: messenger RNA, 1758 nt
Organism: Harpegnathos saltator (Jerdon's jumping ant)
Lineage: Eukaryota; Metazoa; Arthropoda; Insecta; Hymenoptera; Formicidae
Product: zinc carboxypeptidase
Exons: 7
Coding region: 175-1425 (416 amino acids)
Biological process (GO): proteolysis
Molecular function (GO): zinc ion binding; metallocarboxypeptidase activity
Source: RefSeq, a predicted model, not a curated record